Messenger RNA from Nezara viridula (southern green stink bug), 2656 nucleotides. Lineage: Eukaryota; Metazoa; Arthropoda; Insecta; Hemiptera; Pentatomidae. The record is from the annotation of a GenBank genome assembly.
UCAGAAUCUUCAUUAACACAACAUGUUUAUUCAUAUUUACAAUAUAAUAUUAUCAAGAUAGUCUAUUCAAUACAUACAAUCCACGAAAUUUUAUUAUUUGCCACGAUUGUCAAAGUAACUAUUUAUUUUGUUGGCUUCGAAUAAAGUUAUUUCACUAUAACUACAUGAUGACACUACAGUCCGUGGCCUCCUCCAAAAUCAGGAAAUCUAGAUUAAAAGUUCUAGAAAAAAUUAGGAGCUUUAUUAAAAAAUAAGUCGGCGUAUCUAGGGAGAAUGAACUGUAUUGUAAUGUAUCUUUACAUUUUAUUAAUAUUGAUAAGCUUUUUCCACUGGAAAAUAUCUCUCCAGUUUAAUAGUUAAACAGUAAUACACAGCUAAUCCCGAACUUAUACUAAGAAGAACCUUGGCAUGUAGUUAUUUCAAUUGGUAAUUAGUGUUGCCAGUAUAGACUAUACCUGGAUAUAUUUUGUUUUUUUAAAAAUAUCAAAAAAGUUUUAUUCUAUAUUACUCUUAGUGCCCAGAGUUCAUUGAGCUUUUAUGUUCAAUUUAAUUUUUCAAUGGGUAGUGGAGUAGCUCGGUGGUAGGGUAUUGAGAUUCCAAUGCUAAAGGUCCCAGGUUUGAAUCCCGACUCCUAGCAGAAAAAAUAUUUAUUCUGUUUCACUGGCCGUGGAAAGACCCUGGGUAGGUAGACCUUUCUAGGGCACAUCCAGCCUCUAUAAAGUGGAUACCGUUAAUUAAAAUAAUUGAUUAAGGGGACAAACCUGGCUGUUGAGAGUGAUCACGGUCAAUUCACCUCCUUACACAACCGUAGCCCAAGAAACAGUACUUUCCCUAAUUUGUACUGAACCCAAGAAGACCCUUCAUAGGUUGUAGUGGUACAGGUUUUUAUAUUCAUUUAAUUUUUUUUUUAUUUUAUUAUUUUAUUUUUUACUUUUUCAAUAGAUUUUAGGUUUAUCGAAGUCUGUUAUAAAUAAGUUUGUUUUAUACCGUAGCAUCUAAGAUACUUUUGAUAUCAAUCACGGUUUACCCCGAAACAAGCUAUAAAACGAAUAAGAGUCAAAAAGAACUUUACCGGGAAUUUUUGAAAUGACUUUUAAUCAGGAUCCUCUGAUUUCGGAGGAUCCCGAGGUCUGCAAGAGCAACCUGAAGUUAAAGUAAAAUAAUUUUAUUCUAAGCCUACAAGGUUUUAAAAAGAUAACAGAUCUUUUAGAGCUCUUUGAUUGAUUGUGAUAACAAAUUUCGUUCAAUGACAGACUGUGACAGGUGUAAAAAAGGUUGUAGGUAUUGAACGAUAGACAAUCUUUGAAUUUGACAAUAUUCUAUGAAAUUUUGAUUAAUUCUUUGAGUUAAUCCUUUAUUUUGUUUUAUGAUCGUGAAUAACUUGAAAUGUUGCUAAAAAAAUUCUUACAAAUUCAAGUAUGAAGAAGAACUUUAGCCUAAAAUUGUUUAGUCAUUUUGCAAAACAUGACGAAGCCAGUUUCUCGUGAAAAACUACUACAAAAGUUUUUAAAAAAUUAACGAGGGACAAAAAUUUAGAAAUAUAAUUUUACUGGUAAGAAAACUUUCUAUUACUUCUUAACAUGUGAUAAAAUUACAAUCUUUGAAUAUUGAAACAAAUUUAAAUUAGAGGUUAGAAAAUGGAUAUAGUUUUUUUGAGCUUGAACCAGAAAAACCAACCUCACAUUUACUGAGACAGAAGAAAAACGUCUGGGAAGAAGUCACAUGUCCAAGAAUAAUCUGCUUUUGCUGAUGAUAUUCUGGACAGUGGCUACGGUAUACGGGAGGAAGUUUAUGAAAUGCGAACUGGCCAGACAGCUUCAUUGGUUAGGGCUAAGCAGGACUGCAAUACCGGACUGGGUUUGUUUGAUCGAUGCAGAAAGUCAUAUGCAGACAGAUUUGGUAACUGGGCCUCUUGAUGAUGGUAGCAACAACUACGGUUUGUUUCAGAUAAACAGUAAAAGAUGGUGUGGUAUGAAAAAUCGCGGUGGAGAUUGCGAUGUGAAGUGUUCACAUUUAUUGACGAAAGACAUAAAGAAGAGCUUGGAAUGCGCUGAAAUUAUAUUCGUAAAAAUGGGUGGUUUCAGCUUUUGGAAGGGCUGGAAGGAGAACUGCGAACUAAAGCAGUUGCCGAACCUGGACAAUUGUUACGACAGGAGGCCGUGGAAGACGACUACUAUUCCAAAUCCGAGGUUUAUCUACGUUCUCUUUGCAGUUGCCCUCGUUGUAGCACAUCCACAUAGAGAGAUAGCUAGGACCAAUGAAAUCAUAAAUUCACUUAAAAAGUUUAACGUUUCAGAAGAAGAUUUCGAACAUUAUAUAUGUAUAGCACAAAGAUCAAGUGGAUGUAACAAAGGGAAAAAGCAUAUUUUUAAGGAAGAAGGUUACGGAUCCUACGGGCUAUUUCAGGUUAACAGUACUGAUGCUUGUUCCAUGGGUCCCAAACCAGGAGGGAUUUGCAACGUAACAUGUGAACAUCUUUCGUCGUUGAUUCUCGACCCACAAGUUGAGUGUGCCGUCAAACUUGUCAACAAAUUUUGUUUUUGGAAAUGGAACGUAUGGACUCAGUUCUGCAAACAUGAGACAUAUUUAUGACUAAUGAAGUGGAAAUGAACACAUGAUCUAAUAAAUAAAUGCUCAUUGGAUCCAGGGAUUGAAC